AUGUCUCUAAAUCCGACUUGCGCACCUACACCUCCUCCUCUAGAACACACUUCACCACCUCUCAGCCCAAACGCCACACCUCCACCACCGGACGGAGGUUACGGUUGGAUAUGCGUCAUAUCUCAAUUCUUCAUCAACGGCUUCACAUGGGGCGUCGUAGCCAGCUACAGCGUCUACCUGGCCUACUACCCCUCCCACAACCUAUUCCCCGACAGCAGCCCCCUCGACUUCGCAUUCAUCGGCGGCUUCAACUUUGCCUUCGCCUUGCUAAUAGCCCCCAUCGCCACACUCCUCACGAAGCUCUACGGAGUGCGGACUCCCAUGCUCCUCGGCAUUAUCCUUCUCCCCAGCAGUUUCAUCGGUGCUUCGUUCGCGACUAAGAUCUGGCAUCUGUAUUUAGCUCAAGGUAUGGGCAUCGGUGUUGCAGUCGGGUUGAUCUAUAUCCCCGCCACGGCCAUCAUCCCGCAAUGGUUCCUCAAGAAACGAAGUCUCGCGAGCGGAAUCUGCUCAGCUGGAUCUGGGAUCGGCGGACAUAUCAUUUGUUUUGCUACUGAGGCCAUGCUUCAGAAUGUGGGUCUGGUGUGGUCACUGCGGAUCACUGCCGCUGUCGUAUUUGUUGUCAACUUAGUCGCGACGCUGUUGAUGCGUUCAAGAGACGAGGAGAUCCGGCCUAAUGAGCGGAUGUUUAAUUUUCGGUUGUGGAGGAGCUAUGAAGUUAGGUUGCUAUUGGGGUGGAGCUUCGUGUUGAUGUUUGGGUAUAUUGUUCUUAUGUUCUCGUUGUCGGAUUAUGCGAUUGCUAUUGGCAGGUCGAAUUCUGAUUCUGCUGUUGUGGCUGCUGUUCUCAAUUUGGGAGCUGCCGAUCGUUACGGAAGGGUUGAAAUUGCUGGCACUCUUACAUUUGUUUGUGGUGUGUUGGUUUUCGUGAUGUGGGUGCCUGCAACUACCUUCAGCGUUUUGGUCACUUUUGCUUUCCUCAGUGGAGCAAUCUUGGGCGUAUUUUGGGCUACCAUUGCACCUCUCGCCGCAGAUGUCGUGGGACUGAAAGAACUCCCGGCUUUUCUCUCCAUAAUAUGGUUGUCAGUGGUUCUACCCACAGUUUUCGCGGAAGCCAUAGCUUUGAAAUUGAGGCGACCUGGGCUUGGUGCAAGAAGCUAUCUGCAUGCUCAAGUUUUCACUGGAUUAUCGUAUAUCCUGGCAAGUUUCUUGCUGUUUGAGCUGGGGAGAUUUCGAAGAAAUGCAGUUUCACAUUGA
Messenger RNA from Mollisia scopiformis, 1251 nucleotides. RefSeq names its product MFS general substrate transporter. The record is from RefSeq and is a predicted model, not a curated record. The transcript is spliced from 6 exons. Gene Ontology annotation, biological process: transmembrane transport. Gene Ontology annotation, molecular function: transmembrane transporter activity. The coding region runs from base 1 to 1251 and encodes 416 amino acids. NCBI's taxonomy places the organism in Eukaryota, Fungi, Ascomycota, Leotiomycetes, Helotiales, Mollisiaceae.